Molecule: messenger RNA, 1059 nt
Organism: Morchella sextelata
Lineage: Eukaryota; Fungi; Ascomycota; Pezizomycetes; Pezizales; Morchellaceae
Exons: 5
Coding region: 1-1059 (352 amino acids)
Biological process (GO): RNA 3'-end processing
Cellular component (GO): TRAMP complex; nucleolus
Molecular function (GO): mRNA binding; poly(A) RNA polymerase activity
Source: RefSeq, a predicted model, not a curated record
AUGGCGAGCCCAUUCGCUGCUCUGGCAGCCCGUCUUGCUAUCAGUGCGGAAGGAGCAUUGAAGAGAAAUUUAACUCUAGAUAGGAGCGUCGCAAUCGCUCGCUCGAUAUGGCCUCAGGCAAGAGUUGCGCCGGUGGGCAGCUUUGCGAAUGGCACAAGUUUACAUGGGAGUGAUAUCGACCUUGUGGUCGAUACGCGGGGGAUUUACUCCCGGGCCGGCGCCGGUAUCUGGGCACAAAAAAUGGAGGAUGAACUUAUCAAAAAUAGGAUCACCAAACCAACGACCACGGCGGUUCACGCAAGUGCCCGUGUGCCCAUUGUAACCUAUAUAGACUCGAAGUACCUUAUCGGCGUAGACAUAUCAUUCACGACCAAUGGACUCACCAACACGGAGUAUGUCAGGAGAGAAUUGGACGAGCGUCCUUACAUGAGGACAAUGAUAAUAUUGCUCAAGUACUGGCUCAAAUCAAGGCGUUACAACAAAGUUUACACCGGCGGUCUCUCGUCGUACGGUCUUGCGUUGACUGUCAUUGGUUAUUUCAAUGUCCGAAAAACGGUCAAGGCACGCAACUGCACAGUCGAGGAUUACCAUAGAUGGAUAGAGGAGAGAGACUACCAACGCCUGCUGGUUGACUACCUCGCCUUCUGGUCUUGUCAGUGGAAGUUGGCCUCUACCAUGCUAGAGCCCGCAGAAGGUGCCAUCUACAAAAAGGGUACGAAGGGCCACUGCGGCAAAGCGCGUAACUCCCUCCUCUGUAUCGCCGAUCCCACCGACCCCACAAACGACGUCACAAACGGAACCUACAAGAUCUUUAAACUCCGCGAAGCAAUGAAAGUCCUGCGUAACAAAUUAGAGACCGUCCAGCAAGACGUCGAGCUUGACGCUCUGGAGAAUAUCUUCAAAAAGACCGGGAGGGAGUGGCCGGAGGAUGACCAAAGCAGACAGAAGUUUAAGGGAAAGAGUGGCAAGGCAAAGAGUAAACAAAUUAAGAUGAGGAAGAUUCGUAAGCCAGGAAUGGUUGGCACUGCGAUCAGGCGAGUGACAUUUUCAGCAGACUAA